CCUCUGCUGUCCCCACCCCAGAUUCCCGUGCAAUUUUCCCCAAUCCCAAACACUUAAUUGAGCAAUUGGGAUUCCUCACGUGUGGGCUGAUUUGUAGUUUGAACACGUGGCUCAUUCAAAAAAGCCGGAAUAGCAGAGGAUUUUUUUUUCUCAACCCCCUUCUUCUUCUAGGCUCUAGAUUUAGAGGCGGGCACCAGCCUUACCGUGUGUGACAUUCUCUGUCUCUUUACCAAGGGGUUUGGAGGAAGACACACCGUAGUUUCUCCUCCUUUUCACCCAGCCCGCCAUCGUUUGGAGACACGAGCUUAAUAAUUGAGCAUUUAUUUAUUGCGCGACAGUGACAGAGGGGCGAGGGAGAGCAGACGCACUGUGAGGCUGCCAGUUUAAAUCUAUCUGUGGCUCGAACGACCGGGAAGCACGCCACAGCCACUCCGUAAUAGUAUAGGCGAUUCAGGCUAGGCUACUCCAAUCCCUGCACACCCAGUGAGAGCAAAUAACUAUCUCUCCCUCAGCGUAAAGAUUGUCCCUUUUCGGCACAGAACAUGAAUAAGCUAUACAUUGGCAACGUGAGCGCUGAGGCGAGCGAGGAGGACUUCGAAACUAUCUUUGAGCAGUGGAAGAUUCCGCACAGUGGUCCGUUUCUUGUCAAAACUGGUUACGCGUUUGUGGAUUGCCCGGACGAGAAAGCUGCAAUGAAGGCCAUCGAUGUUCUUUCAGGUAAAGUUGAACUUCAUGGGAAAGUUCUCGAAGUGGAACACUCGGUCCCUAAACGUCAAAGGAGCUGUAAGCUGCAGAUCAGGAACAUCCCCCCUCACAUGCAGUGGGAGGUUUUGGAUGGUAUGCUUGCUCAGUAUGGUGGAGUAGAGAGCUGUGAACAAGUAAACACUGACACAGAGACCGCAGUAGUCAACGUUCGAUACGCAGCCAAGGACCAGGCCAGGCUGGCAAUGGAGAAGCUGAAUGGAUCUAUGAUGGAGAACUAUGCCUUGAAAGUAUCGUAUAUCCCAGAUGAGACGGCUGCACCAGAAGGUCCUUCAGCGGGUGGCAGGAGAGGUUUUAACGCCCGUGGAACUCCUCGUUCUGGUUCUCCAGGUCUGGGCGCCCGGCCCAAAUUGCAGUCAGACAUCCCGCUACGCAUACUGGUUCCCACACAGUUUGUAGGGGCAAUUAUUGGCAAGGAAGGUGCCACUAUCCGCAACAUCACCAAACAGACCCACUCAAAGAUUGACAUCCAUAGGAAAGAGAAUGCGGGUGCAGCAGAGAAGCCCAUCACAAUUCACUCCACCCCUGAAGGUUGUUCAAACGCUUGUACGACCAUCAUGGAGAUCAUGCAGAAGGAAGCCCUCGACACAAAGUUUACUGAGGAGAUCCCGUUGAAGAUACUUGCACACAACAACUUUGUAGGAAGAUUAAUUGGGAAGGAAGGACGCAACCUGAAGAAAAUCGAGCAAGAUACGGGGACCAAGAUCACAAUCUCACCUCUCCAGGACUUGACUCUGUACAACCCAGAGAGAACCAUCACAGUGAAGGGCUCCAUUGAGGCCUGCGCAAGAGCCGAAGAGGAGGUGAUGAAGAAGGUCAGGGAAUCGUAUGAGAGUGACAUGGCUGCUAUGAACCUCCAGUCCAACCUGAUUCCAGGCUUGAAUCUGAAUGCUUUGGGGUUGUUCCCCAGUGGAGCACCAGGCAUGGGUCCCGCCAUGUCAAGUGGACCACCUCCUGGAGCCCACGGUGGAUGCUCAUCAUUUGGAUGCAGUCCUUAUGGGGUUGAGGAGCCGAUUUGGGCUUCUGUGCUGUCGGCGAGCAGCCAGCCCCUUCAGGGACACCCAGAGUCGGAAACGGUUCACCUGUUCAUCCCUGCGCUUGCGGUGGGAGCCAUCAUUGGAAAACAGGGUCAACACAUCAAACAGCUGUCACACUUUGCCGGAGCUUCAAUCAAGAUUGCCCCUGCAGAAGGAAUGGAUGCCAAACAGAGGAUGGUCAUCAUCAUUGGACCGCCAGAGGCUCAGUUUAAGGCUCAGUGUCGCAUCUUUGGCAAGCUAAAGGAAGAGAAUUUCUUUGGACCCAAAGAAGAGGUGAAGCUGGAAGCUCACAUCAAGGUCCCUUCCUUUGCUGCUGGACGAGUCAUUGGGAAAGGUGGAAAAACGGUGAACGAACUGCAGAACCUGACCUGUGCAGAGGUGGUGGUGCCCAGGGACCAGACGCCUGAUGAGAAUGACCAGGUUAUAGUAAAGAUCAGCGGACACUUCUUUGCAUGCCAGCUUGCCCAGAGAAAGAUCCAGGAGAUCCUGGCCCAGGUAAGGAGGCAGCAGCAGCCUAAGCCCACACCUGGAGCCCAACCUCCACAGCCCCGCAGGAAGUGAAAGCUCCAGCAGACCUGGAGGAAGGGUGACGGCAUCUGCCAGAAGACGUGACGGAUGCAACGGAGUCCAGAGGGAGAUGAAGACAAGGGGUCGUAAUGCUCAUCUCAGGGCGUCAAAGAUUAUCAGAACCCAACCAAACAUCCACCCCUCCUUGUCUUACUUGAUUAACUACAAGUGUGGCUAAUAAGGGACCCAACGCCUCUAAACCUCCACUCACCUCAUCUCUGUGAGAAUGUACUUCUGGGGGCUCCCACCAACGUCCCCUGCCCUCACAUGUACGCAACGCACCCUUCGAACCAACCGCUCCCCUUCUCCCCUCCAUGGGUGUGUUUUUAUUUGUUUUUGUCCUUUUUACACUAGAAACACAAAAUAAGCAUCCCCCUCCUAUCACCUCCUUGGUGUGGUACUUCAAACGUGACAAGUUUUGGUUGACUUCAGAUUUUUUGUUUUUGAUUCAUUUGUUGAUAAAGCUUUCACACGAGUUUUCUGUGGAAGUGAAAAGGCAUUGCUAUCAGGGUCCUGGUUGGACCAACGGAGGUUUAUUUUGGGGGAGGGGGUUGGCUCAAAUUGGGUGGGCCAUCUUUAGGAAAAGAUUUGUUUCAGGACAGGAACCCUGCAAGGGUGGAUUAUAUUGGGUGUCCUGCCCCUGUAAUGAUAGUGGCAUUUUAUAAAUUUAGAUGCAUUUUAUAGAUAGACCUAUAUACAUGAUGAAUAUAUAUAUAUUUAGAGGUGAGGGCAGCGCCACGACUGACACUUAGGGAAACAGUGCCGAACUGCUGCUGCCCAGGAAAACCAAUUUAAUAUGCAUUUUACUUAACUACCUCAGGAUCUAGUACCUCAGAAGAGAAAAGAAAAUGAUUAUAUAUAUAUGAAAAAAAUGUUCCUUUCUUUUUUAUUUUGCUUUUGUGGUAUUUUGUAUACUUUAUAAAGCUGAUAGUCUUUGAACAUUUUUAUUUUUUUAAGAAAAUUUAAAAUUUGGUCAGCUGCCAACUGACCUUGCCUUCAACUCUGGUGCUUCAGGUGGCAUUGUUCGUGUGUGUGACUUAAGAUGACCCUGUACAUAAAGUCUAUUUGUACAUAGCAUCCCCGGAGCAAGAGUUGGCACCCCCUCAGCUGGCGGCUGACAGUGUCGAAAAAAUCACCUCAGUUUUUUCCCCCUGAGGAUCCCCCCCUUUUCUGGAAAAAAGUACAAAACAACUAAGACAUGCAAAUAAUGCCAACCGUACAUCAUUGCAGCAAUUCCAUUUAGUUUUGGAAUCGACAUUGUUAUUAGGAACUUUAAUUUGUCAAAAACAAAUCGUGGUCAGUGCAGUGUGGACUGUAAUGGUCCCCUCUUGCUGCCCUACCGUCAGCAGAGCGUCAUUUUUUUGUCCUGUUCCCAGGCUCUUUGACGAUGGCGUCUCAGCAAGGUCCAAGCCCGACUAGUUUAUUUUCAUAGAGCAAGCUUUGUCAGUUCGGAGUGGCCCUUGUAGCGAAGGCCAUCAAGUCAAUGUUGACGUCGUUCACUGCAUGGUGAGGGUAGGGGAAGUAACAUUGAGACACUUUUUUUUUUUUGUUGCGCUAUAGGAAAAUGAUUUAAACAAGUCAUUCUCUGUAACCCACAAAUGUAACUUGAUGUUUCAAUUUGUUCAAAUGCGGGAAACAAGCCAGAAAAGGCAAACAAAAUACUGAAUGAAUCCCGACUCGCUAAGACAAGAGGAAAGGAAUCAAAACUUAAAUAUAAAACUUAUUUCAUUUGUCUCUUCAUGCCGAAUGUAAAUAGGUUUGCGGUAAAAGUGCUCGAGUGUAUCCAUGCUUCCACAGUAGAACGCCGUCUACCUCAGCUGAGGGGGUGGGGGGGGUUGUUGAGGCACUAACCCUGCCCCCACUGAGCGCCAGCGCGCACUGUUACCUCAGUCCCCCGAACUCUCCUUUCUACAUGGGUGCGCCAUCCUGACAUCGCACAUAACUGAGGGGCACAAGUGAUACUUAAAAAUAUCUCCGACACCUCCCUGAUUCCCUGCUUCCUUCCUGCCAAACCACCUUCCCAUCCCUUUCCCUUCCUCCGCAGUUUGUUUUGAUCUACCUCUUUAGACACCUAUUUGAAGUAGAGGCAUUCUUCUAUUUGUUAGAAUUUAGCCCCCCCCCCUCGUUUUUGCUUCCCCGAUAUGAAAUGAAACUAAAAUGUACUCUUUAGAAAUGAGAGAAUAAUUGAAAGUGAUCAAAAUAUUUUCUUUGCCAGUUUAUAUAUACUCUUUUUGGCUUAAUUGAAAUCCUCAAACGAUGAUUAUUUCUUUCUGCUUUCUUUUUUUGGUGGUGUGGCUUACAUGUAUUUGAACUUUUGCUUGGCUUUUUUGUAAAAGCUCAAAUCACGUGUUUGAUUUUGCAUUUACUAGUUAAUACAAGAAAAUAACAGUUAAAAAAGGGCCUGCCUUUUUUGUUUCUGAUUUGUAAGACUUCAAAAUAGAUAAAAGUCCUGUCAUUUUUUUUUUCUUGUCUUUCACAGAUGCUACACUCACUUGCUGAUUUGGUAGCUAUUUUGUUCUGUUAGCAUUUCUUGGCUGUGUAAUGUGAAACAUCCUCCUGGUAUGAGACAGAUAUGAGGGUCUGGGUCACUGAGUUUAUUUGGAAAAGUGAUCUAAUCUCAGCAUGAUUCCCUUCUUACCCUCUCUGCAACAAUGAUUGUGCCCCUUCACCUCCCUUUCACACACGGCUCCACUUGUCAAAUGCCUCUGAAUAAAAAAAAAU
Molecule: messenger RNA, 5087 nt
Organism: Etheostoma cragini (Arkansas darter)
Lineage: Eukaryota; Metazoa; Chordata; Actinopteri; Perciformes; Percidae
Gene: igf2bp3
Product: insulin-like growth factor 2 mRNA binding protein 3
Exons: 16
Coding region: 543-2360 (605 amino acids)
Biological process (GO): nervous system development; regulation of gene expression
Cellular component (GO): nucleus; cytosol; cytoplasm
Molecular function (GO): mRNA 3'-UTR binding
Source: RefSeq, a predicted model, not a curated record